This is a messenger RNA of Aspergillus pseudonomiae, 661 nucleotides long. RefSeq lists its product as uncharacterized. The annotation marks the transcript as partial. The record is from RefSeq and is a predicted model, not a curated record. NCBI's taxonomy places the organism in Eukaryota, Fungi, Ascomycota, Eurotiomycetes, Eurotiales, Aspergillaceae. The transcript is spliced from 2 exons.
AUUACUUCACUCGUCCAUCUUUGCCUUGUUUUAUCUUUAUCUUUAUCUUUUCUUUCCCCUAUCCUCUCGAAAGGGACAUCAUAUAAACCAAGUAAUGGCUAUAUACGCCACCAUUAUCUCAUAAUCCUCCUUUCUUCAUGCGGCGAUCAAUGCGUAAUAGUACCGCACCCUCACCUGGCUUGCGGCGAUGCAAAGUUAUACGAGCAUCAGAUAUUUUCCCUGCAUCAAAGAUGGCCAUCCCAAAAUACGUCUCGCUCUUUUAAACCCGACGCGACCUUCGCAACAGCGCAACAUCGCAACUCGUCGCUACACUGCAGUGUUACCUAGCAUCCAGACUAGAGACCGCGCUACGGAGAUAUGCAGGUCACUUUUAGAGCCGAAACGCCCUUUACUUCACGGUGCUCUAGUCCCUUACUGUAUGAUCAGGACAGGGUCAAGCACAGCGUGUGCCUUGGAAGAAACUACAAAAGCAUCCGUGGAGCGGUCCACCUCACAAUCGCGAAGCCAGGAAAGGGGCCCUUUAGUUGAGAAUGGGCUAGCGUGCGACAACAGUGGUUUGUCUUGGAGAACACCAGACGCCAAUACAGCCAGUGCUGUAGACGAAUCACAAAUUGUCAUCGAUGCUCUUCCAAGAGAGGAAGACUAUAAUGGGUUUGGAAAG